ACUUCUUUCUUUGAACAAAAAAAAAAAAAAACAUUUACUUCUGGAAAUAAAUAAAAGAAACUAUUCCUCUGAGAUUUCUGGAAAAAAACUGGUUUCGUUGUUCAAAGUGAAUUUGAAGAAGUCUCUCUCGGUCACCGGCAAAAAAGUGGGAAGAUGGAUGCGAAAUCAGCAGCAUCGGCGUCAUCAACCACCGCUAAGAGAAAAUUCAUUGCUUCAGGGAGGUUGAUUGAUAUCUAUGCUGUUGAAUGUAAACUUUGCUCGAAGUGGAGGAAGAUUGAUACUCAAGAAGAGUAUGAGGAGAUCAGAAGUAGACAACGGGAGGACCCAUUUGUGUGCAACAAGAAAGAAGGUGUUUCCUGUAAAGAUGCUGCAGACCUCAACUAUGAUUCCUCCAGAACAUGGGUCAUUGACAAGCCUGGCUUGCCUAAGACACCAAGAGGGUUCAAGAGGAGCUUAAUUCUGAGAAAGGACUACUCGAAAAUGGAUGCUUACUACAUAACUCCUACUGGGAAGAGGCUCAAGUCUCGCAACGAAAUCGCAGCAUUCAUUGAAGCCAACCAGGAUUAUAGUUAUGCACCGCUUGAAGAUUUCAAUUUCACUGUCCCAAAGGUGAUGGAAGAUACUAUCCCUAGUACUACUGUCCAUGGUGGUCUAACUAUCAGGUCAAGACCCAGAACCAUAAGCCAUCCAAGGAAAAUUAUUAAUUGAGCUACACAGUGCUUCCGAGUCUCCAAGCUUCUGAUGUUUUUCUCGGAGUGAUCUGGGAUCUCUGGGUUCUAGUUGGUUUAGUUUUUGUAAGGGGUUUAGGUUGAACUUGUGACUUUAUAAUGUAUUUCAAACCCAUCUCUUUGACUCUGAUUUGGUCUUUAUUAUGUAAUGAGUGAUGAUAUUUUCUUCUCUU
Camelina sativa (false flax) is the source of this 901-nucleotide messenger RNA. RefSeq names its product methyl-CpG-binding domain-containing protein 1. NCBI's taxonomy places the organism in Eukaryota, Viridiplantae, Streptophyta, Magnoliopsida, Brassicales, Brassicaceae. The record is from RefSeq and is a predicted model, not a curated record. Gene Ontology annotation, molecular function: DNA binding; zinc ion binding.